This is a messenger RNA of Aspergillus ruber CBS 135680, 1914 nucleotides long. Its product is annotated as beta-glucuronidase precursor. Gene Ontology annotation, biological process: glucuronoside catabolic process; carbohydrate metabolic process. Bases 1 to 1914 code for a protein of 637 amino acids. Gene Ontology annotation, molecular function: carbohydrate binding; beta-glucuronidase activity. The transcript has a single exon. The record is from RefSeq and is a predicted model, not a curated record. Lineage: Eukaryota; Fungi; Ascomycota; Eurotiomycetes; Eurotiales; Aspergillaceae.
AUGAAGCUCCUAACUGGAUUAUCACUUUUAUCUCUUAUCCCUCACACAUUGUCUGUUCCCAUGGGCAACAGCAAUCGUCCACGCAGCUCAGGUCAAGAUGGUCAGCAACCCCUGCUGAACCUCAAGCCCCAACGGACUUCCUCCCGAGACCUCAUCUCCCUCGAUGGCCUGUGGAACUUUGCCCUCGCCUUCGAUGACAACUCUACCGCCCAGCCCUGGACCGGCCCACUUCCUAAAGGCCUCGAAUGCCCCGUCCCAGCCUCAUACAAUGACAUCUUCGUAUCCCAAGAGAUCCAUGACCACGUCGGUUGGGUAUACUACCAGCGCCAGGUGAUCGUGCCGCGGGGCUGGUCUGGCGAGCAGUAUCUAGUGCGCGCUGAAGCCGCCACGCACCAUGGUCGUAUCUAUGUCAACGAUCAUCUGGUCGCGGAGCAUGUGGGCGGGUAUACGCCGUUUGAGGCUGAUAUAACGGAUCUUGUGGUUGUGGGAGAAGAAUUUCAAUUGACGAUUGCUGUGAAUAAUGAGUUGACUUAUGAGACGAUUCCGCCAGGAAAGGUUGAUGUUUUAGAGAAUACAGGCAGAAGGGUGCAGGAUUAUCAGCAUGAUUUCUUUAAUUAUGCUGGUCUUGCGCGCUCUGUCUGGCUUUACUCGGUUCCGAAGCAGCAUAUCCAGGAUAUUACUGUUAUCACUGAUGUCGAUGGUGAAAUCGGUCUCAUUAACUAUGCCAUCAAGACGUCCGGCAACUCGACGACUGGAAACAACAUCAAGAUCUCCGUCCUUGAUGAAGCUGGAGAGACUGUCUCUGAAGCCUCCGGACAUAAGGGAACCGUUCGCAUUGACUCCGUCAAUCUCUGGCAACCCGGCGCCGCAUACCUUUACCAAUUCCGCGCCGACAUCGUCGACUCCUCCGACAAAGUCCUCGACACCUACAGCGUAGCUACGGGCGUCCGCACCAUCAAAAUCAGUGGCGCACAGUUCCUCAUCAACGACAAGCCUUUCUACUUUACUGGCUUCGGAAAGCACGAGGAUACUGCUGUCCGCGGCAAGGGUCACGACCAAGCAUACAUGGUCCACGACUUCCAGCUCAUGGAUUGGAUAGGAGCCAAUUCGUUCCGUACCUCGCACUACCCGUACGCUGAAGACGUCAUGGACUUUGCUGAUAGGCACGGAAUCGUUAUUAUCGACGAGACACCCGCCGUUGGUCUGGCAUUUUCCAUCGACGCUGGUCUUGAUGCCAGUGACUCCCCCCCGACUUUCGGGCCUGAUGGAAUCAACAACAAGACCCGUGAGGCGCACGCGCAAGCUAUCCGUGAGCUCAUUGCAAGAGACAAAAAUCACGCCAGCGUCGUGAUGUGGUCGAUCGCCAAUGAACCCGCCUCCAACGAAGACGGAGCCCGCGAAUACUUCGAACCCCUCGCCAAUCUCACCCGUUCCCUUGACUCAACCCGUCCCAUCACCUUCGCCAAUCUUGGCUCAGCCACAUUCGAACUAGACCGCAUCUCUGACUUCUUCGACGUCCUUUGCCUCAACCGGUAUUUCGGCUGGUAUUCGGAAACCGGUCAGAUCGACGAAGCAGAAGCCGAACUUGAGAAGGAACUCCGCGGCUGGCAGGAGAAGUUCCCCGAAAAGCCCAUCAUCAUGUCCGAGUAUGGUGCGGAUACUAUUGCCGGUCUGCAUUCUGUUCUCGAUGUUCUUUGGAGCGAGGAAUUCCAGGUGCGGAUGCUGGAUAUGUACCAUCGAGUGUUUGACCGGGUGGAGUCGGUUGUUGGUGAGCAUGUUUGGAACUUUGCGGAUUUCCAGACCGCGCUGGGGAUUACAAGGGUUGAUGGGAAUAAGAAGGGUGUGUUUACCAGGGAUCGGAAGCCUAAGGCGGCGGCUCAUGGGUUGAGGGAGAGGUGGACCAAUAUGUCCUAG